Rubroshorea leprosula is the source of this 1228-nucleotide messenger RNA. Lineage: Eukaryota; Viridiplantae; Streptophyta; Magnoliopsida; Malvales; Dipterocarpaceae. The record is from the annotation of a GenBank genome assembly.
GAAUUUAAUUAAUCCAUUCACUUUCACUAUUAUUGAUUUUUGGAAAUGGGUCCUCGUUUCUUCCCUUCGCUUCCUCUGUACUUCAUCACUGCCCUAUUCCUCUUCACUCCAUCCUUGUGUGCUGGAGAUGAUCCCCUCUUCACGAAUUGCAGUCGACCUUUCAACUGUGGAAUCUUCAAAAACCUCUCUUUUCCUUUCUGGGGAGACACUCGACCUCUGUACUGUGGACAGCAGGGUUAUAAACUUAGUUGCAACGGAAUUGAUACGUACCCUGGUAUAUCCAUCAAUUCGCCAGAGUUUAUACUACUCGGAAUCGAUCAAUUAGCCCAACCACAGAUGAUGACCCUUUCGCGAACACUUCCCUGUCCCACUACCUUAAAUUACAGUCUGUUUUCCCCUGAUAAAACAGUUGUGAAUAUGACUCUGUUCAGCAGCUGCUCUGAGUCUAAUCUCUCAAGGGUAAGAAUAGAACCUUCACGUAGAAUUAACUGCACCACUAAUGGGGAAUCGGGCGCCUCAAAGUUCUCUCUGUUCUUGAGGGAUAACGAGACGAAUCUUGUGAGUUGUCAAGAAAAAGUGGUAGGUCCGGUUCCAAACGAGGCUCUUGAUGAAUUUAAUUCGGGAACUCUGAAUUUAAGCGGAACCUUGAUGAGAAACUUUAACGUGCAAGGUCUUACAGACAAUGACUUCUGUGAGAGAUGUUUGCGCUCGGGUGGAAGAUGUGGAUCCAACCGAAAUUCUCCAGAGUCAUUUGCUUGCUACUGUCGCGACCGACGUUACGAUAUAGAAUGCGGAGGGAAUGCCAUGCACUGCACAAUAAUCUUCUUUUCAAUUACUGUUCUUAUUUUAUUCAAAUUGUUAGUUAAUUAAUAGUUAUUAAUCCAUUGAAAAUUGAAGUAUUUUAGUCUAACUUGUUUAGUUUCUAGUCCUUUCUCACUAAGAUCCUUUUAGGUUUUGCAAUUAGUUAGUUAUUUCAGUAAUCCUCUCCGGUCCUUCAAGUUUCAUUCUGUGCGGCCAAGUCUCUUGUUCUUUAAUGAUCUAAUCCAUUGGGCGUUCACUGCAUUGGUAGCCUAGUCCUCUUCCCUUCCUUGAACAUAUGUCAAUGGGCCCAUUCAUAGGAUAGGAGCCUAGGACAUGGAAGUUGACUAGAAGUUGACUAGAUAUCUGUGUGUGGUACAUUUCUCAUUCUUCAUGUCAAUAUUUUUUUUAAUAAAUUAAUAUUUUUAUA